Messenger RNA from Heterobasidion irregulare TC 32-1, 2809 nucleotides. RefSeq lists its product as uncharacterized. The record is from RefSeq and is a predicted model, not a curated record. The transcript has 5 exons. Gene Ontology annotation, biological process: regulation of DNA-templated transcription. Gene Ontology annotation, molecular function: sequence-specific DNA binding; zinc ion binding. The coding region runs from base 1 to 2253 and encodes 750 amino acids. NCBI's taxonomy places the organism in Eukaryota, Fungi, Basidiomycota, Agaricomycetes, Russulales, Bondarzewiaceae.
AUGCUCAAUCUCUCCUCGUACGACCCGCUCCCGCUCCCGCAGCACCCGCCGUCGCUCGCGCCCGAUCAGUCGUUCAGCAAAUUCCCCAAAGUGGGUGAAACUCGGUGCUACUGGACCCUCCUCUCCGCGGAUCUCCACUUCCUCUACCUCGACCCCGUCCUCGCCCACCAUCUCGUCGAUCAGGCCAACGACCUCGUCGGCAAGUCUCUCUUCGAUUUUGUCCACCCCGACGAGAAGGCCUCGGCCACGCACGACCUCCGCAAUGUCCUCGAGAGCCGCACCCUCCACGGCAGCGUCACCCGAAUGCGGUAUUCGCGCCUGUCCCGCGUGCGGCGCCUCCUCGGUUAUCAAGGCCCUCAUCACGUCUGGCCAGAAGCGGAGAAGAUUGCGAUAGAUUCAAACUACAUGGCCGUGGACCUCGUCAUCAACUGGGCAGCGGAAGGCCUCGUCCUUUGUUUCAUCCACGCGGUCGUGGACCUCACGCCCUACGACAACGACGAGCACGUGAAGACCGGCUGGACAAACUGGUGCGGCACGAGUGCCAUGACUGACCAGGAGGCGCAACUGCUCUACCAAAGGCUGCUCCACAGCAUCCCUCAGUCUGGCAACAUGUCCAGGGCAUUUCAGAUCCUCUUGAACCAGUCGGACCGCCCCCUUCUCUUCAGCUGGCCUCCCCAACAGGCACAAGGCCCGACAGCCUCCGACUUCGCCAAGCUGUCCGACGAGGUCCAAAUCGAGAACAGCCCACACACCGGCAAUGACGCAAAGACCAGCUGCACGCGGCGAUACAAGGCGUUGCAAAACAUGACCUCCUCGGACGGCGUGAGAGAAGUCGAGAGUAUAUUCAUCCCGCACGGUUCCAUCAUCUUUGCCUGUCACAAGGUGAACUCGCCCUCUCGUUCCUCUUCGACGAGCAACGCAUCUAUGCAGCAGCAGCAGUCCAACUACGACACCGGUUAUAUGGGCUCGCAAAAUCAGCAAUUUUAUUCCGACCAGACGACGGGCUCCUACGCACUGCCUCCUAUGCAGGUCUCGCCGACCUCUUCCUACAAUUUCCUUUCUCAGAGCUCCCAAGUCCCAGUCCUGCCCCCAUUUUCGACUCAGCCGUGGUCGACGGGCCCAGACCCAUCGACGUCGCAUCAGCUGUUGGGGUCCCAAUGGGCUUCCGCAGCAUCGACUGCGUCCUAUACGUCAGGCACUCCGCAAAUGCGCGUCUCUCCCUAUGCGUCGCAGCAGCAGCAGCAGACCCAGGCGCCAUUACCGCGUCAGUGGUCCCCGCAGCCCUCGCCCUAUGCCGAGAUGGACAACCCCAUGCCCCAGGCCUCCUAUUCUCGGCCCUUGUCCCCUUCCUAUGGCUAUUCGUCCUCCGAAGUUCAGCAGGCCCCGCCACCAAACACGGAUACGGUACCGCCGCCAAAGACAGGACAACGUCGCACGAGCCCCAGUAACUCCCGGGACCAAUACGGAUCGGGGGGCAGGAGCUCGGGGCACCCACCCGUAGGGAUCACUCGAUGCUCCAGCUGCAAAGUUACUCAAAGCCCAGAAUGGCGGAAAGGCCCCAGCGGCAAGAAAGAUCUAUGCAACGCAUGCGGCCUUCGAUAUGCCCGCUCACGUGCCAAGAAGGAAGGGAUCGCCCAGCGUAGGAGGAAAGACAAGGCGAAUGGUCCGACCCCAAAGCAAGAGCAGCAAUCCCCCAAGCCGCUCUCCGCCACGCCUCCCCUAUCGGCGCCCUAUCCUGGCCUUCGACAGGCGAGCUACGAGGAUACUUCAUUCACUUCCACCUCGCCUGCGGGGUCAGGCUCUGGGAGCGAGGUCUACCCGCCGCCUGGUCCGCCUGGUCCGCAGGCCUUCAACAGCCUCACUCCUUCGCCCUCGCCCCCCGCCGGCAACGUCGGCUUCCAACACUACCCCUCUCACCGUCACGCACGGGAGUCGGACGUGCGGCAGCAAUACUCCUCAAGCACGCCCUCGUACUAUCCCUCGCCCCUUUCCAACACGGGCGUGCAGCACGGCUCGCACGGAAAUGGCGGGCACGGACAUACGCUCUCGCGCAUCGAGUCGCUCCCGCAGCUGGUGAAUAGGAUGUCGCCGCUGCUCUCGUCCGCGUCGUCCAACUCUCCUGGGUCCGGCCACGCCGCCUCGUACGAACGCGAGCGCGACAGGGACAGGGACUCUAUCACGCUGCCGCCCACGCCGCUCUCCGCCGACCCGCGCCACGGGCCGGCGAGUAAGAUGACCUUCGUAACUCAAUGAACAAAGGGGGGGGGGAUUACCUGACCACGUUUGGUUCCUUCAUGAAACAUCAGCAGAACAAUCUCCGAUCUGCUCUCAGAAAUUUCGUAUUAAAGCCUGCAACUCCUAUUUUUUCUCCUAUUUUCUCCAUUUCAUUUCGCUCGGUAUCCUGCGGUCGGCUACAGGGGUACAAGAUCCCUAACUAGCUUGCUUCCCUUUUAGUCCUAUUUAUCUGCUUUGCGCGUUGAUGAUCACUAUGCCCUGCCUGUCCCACGGACAUUCCGCCUUCGCCAUAAUUGCCUCGCUUCUCAUCGUAUCAGUAUUUGACCAGCACCAGUACCCUCCGCGUGGCGUCCCACUUCCUGUGGUCGCCCGCGUGUACAGUACCUCCGUCUGUAUACAUGGUUCCCGGAGUGUCCGAGUACUCCAAGUAGGUUACUUAGUUCGCUGUUAGUGCAUCGCUCUACCGUACCGCCCUCGGGCGUCGUCCUGCGGGCGUGCAUCCGCUUAAUCUCCCACCCAGCCCCCUUCUAUUCCGUGUACCUGUACAAUAAGUAUUUUUUUUCCGCGCCUUGUC